UUACCUCAUUAGCAGUGUUGCAUGCCCGAUGUUAAAAUAAAAUUAAACACUGUAUAUAAUGGUCUUGAUGAAAUACUCUUCAGGGCAGGGUGGUGGGCUCAAACGGUCCUCAAGACCUGAACAGGCUCGAAGCCCUGAUGUUGUGAUUUGUUAUUCUGACAGUGAGGCGUGGGAUUACAUGCCACUUGUAAGAAGUGUAAUCCCAGCUAAUCUGGGAUUCAGUUUCACUCUGCACUGUGGACACAGCCUCAGACUGGAGAGGACUGGGAGUAUGGAGAUACAAAUGGCCUGCCUGAGUACAGGGUUUGUCUGCUGAAGGAUGUAUCUGCUGGUCCUCGUUCACAUCCUGCAGUUGUUCCUGUUGGCCGUCGACUCCUGUCCAGCUACAUGUACCUGCACGACUGGGAACAGUAGAACAGCACAGCUAAGGUUGGUGCAGUGCAGUGACCCUGGAAUUUCAGCUGUUCCCAUUAACGUCCCAGCUGACACGGUCAAACUGCGGCUAGAGAAGACCUCAAUCUCCAGGGUGCCCCGGGCAGCCUUCUACAACCUAUCAGAACUGCAGUUCUUGUGGCUGGCCUACAACUCCAUCACGUCCAUCCACCCCAGCAGCUUUGUCAACCUGAAGGCCCUGCGAGAGCUGCGUCUGGAUGGGAACCUCCUGACGUCUUUCCCCUGGGAGGGGCUCAGGGACAUGCCCCUCCUCCAAACUCUGGGUCUCCACAACAACCAUCUGUCCAGCCUUCCUGCCCAUGCUGCACUCUUCCUCCCCAACAUCACCUACCUCGACCUGUCCAGCAACAGGCUGACUAUUUUACCUGCCGAACUGCUGGACCUUUGGUUUCCUCUCCCAGGACAGGGCAGACCUGUACAAAGACGGAUUCUGGGUCUCCAUGACAACCCUUGGUUGUGUGACUGCCAGAUCUCCUUGGUGAUGUCCUUGUCCAUGUCCCUGGGGAGUCCUGUAGUCCUCAUGGACCAGAUGCUGAUGUGCAGCAGGUCUCCGGGUCAGUCAGGGAUGCUGCUGACCCAGGCUGAACUCCCCCGCUGUAUGAGGCCCUCAGUCCAGCCUGCAGCCACCAGAGUCAUCUCUCCACUGGGCAGUAAUGUAAUCCUUCGCUGCGACGCAACUGGCUACCCAACACCGACACUGACCUGGAUCAAAACCUCAGCCCACGUUGAUUGUUGCCGGCAGAACAUCCUUGAGAGCUCUGAACAGCUACCCAGGAAUCUGGAGAGCUUUAUGCAGGAAUCUCCUCGAGUCGGGGUUCGCUGGUCAAUAAUCAGCCUGAAUGGGUUAUCAUACAAGGAUGCUGGUGAAUAUCGCUGCCAGGCACGGAACAUGGCAGGAAUAUCUGAAGCUCCCAUUAAACUGAGGGUGGUGGGCAUCACAAGACUAUCCCGUCUUCCAAAGAAGAAGUCCCAAAAGACUCCACCCAAAUCAACAUCAAAAUAUGGGAAGUCAAGUCAGAAUCCAGCUACUUUCAACACCCCCUCAAUGAGGGAAAAUCAGAUACUCCAAAACACCCAACGGCCUUCUGUUAACAAGACUGGCCCUAACCUUGUAUCCGAAGGGCUCAUUAAAAGGCAAAAAAUGAACAAUCCAGAUGCAAAGAAAAAGACCCAGACAUCCGUCAAGUCUACACCUGAGCCCUCAGGCAACUCUGCAACUGUUCUUUUGUCAGAAACACGUAUGAGAUAUGAAGAAGAUGGUCAGGGUCAGUGACUUCAGUGUGAGGUGCAAAUAAAACCUCUAGUUUUAGU
Molecule: messenger RNA, 1764 nt
Organism: Lates calcarifer (barramundi perch)
Lineage: Eukaryota; Metazoa; Chordata; Actinopteri; Centropomidae
Gene: lrit3b
Product: leucine-rich repeat, immunoglobulin-like and transmembrane domains 3b
Exons: 6
Coding region: 320-1726 (468 amino acids)
Molecular function (GO): protein binding
Source: RefSeq, a predicted model, not a curated record